Hypoxylon trugodes is the source of this 1681-nucleotide messenger RNA. RefSeq lists its product as uncharacterized. The transcript has a single exon. The record is from RefSeq and is a predicted model, not a curated record. The coding region runs from base 622 to 1428 and encodes 268 amino acids. Lineage: Eukaryota; Fungi; Ascomycota; Sordariomycetes; Xylariales; Hypoxylaceae.
CCGUAUAUGGGUACGAAGAAGACCACCCCGCCGCCAAAUCAAUUCGCAAAAAUUAUAGCAAUGAUCUAUGGAUGCACUACAACAAUUUUCAAAAAGAAUUUCUGAAAAACAAUUAGAUUUGGUGAUGUUAUACGGAUUUAUAGAUUGUACGUAUUACGGUUGACGUUCGGGGUCCUUCCAAUAUUUCAGCGCGGAAGGUGCAUCCCACCUCCGUACCUGCCAUUUAGGUUUUCUAUGUGUGCCCUCACUAUAGAAAUCAACACAUCCGCUAUAAUGUGCUUCGUAUAGUCUGGGUACGUAAGUCUUUGUUGAAAACAAGAUGUUUCUAUCACCCGCAUUUGGUCUAGAACACCUGCGCCCAGCUAUUAGUUCUGACGAUAUAUACGAAAAGUUCUCGGCUUUAAUCUUGAUAUUGUUUCUUAACUGCCUAAUACGACUUCAGCCCUGGUUUGGGCCAAGAUGCGGCACGACCAUCAUCACAUCCUCAAAUCUUUGCCGUCGUCCUCGCAACCACAUAUCAAUAUCAUAUCUCCUAUCUCAUCUUAUCUCGAGAUGCAAGAAUGAUGACGAUACACCUAUGAAAAAUUAGAGAUCUUACUCGCAUGAACACUUAUUGUAACGAUGUCUUCAGCGUCAUCAGUUACUACAUUCCUCCCUACAGGCGCUAUAUCCCACUGGUGUUUAGCGCCUUUGUCCCCGCGCAAACAGCUCUUCGCUAACCCUUGCCCCGCGCCUUACCACCCUCCGCCUCCCCAUAGCAGCUUCAGCUUCAGCGGGAGUGCACCUUCUCCACCCCCGAUUCCAACCUCGCAUCGCAAUGACUUCCAAAGCAUAUGCUGCGACGGCCAUAUCGUCGAUACUUCCCUAGACAUAUAUAAUCUCUCGGGUCCUCUCAAACACCCUAAUCCUUUUCCGGUUUCUAACUCCGAUAUCGAACCGCACCCAAUCAACUUAUCAGAUCUCAUCUGCUGCGGUAUCUCCGGGACACAAACCGAGGCGCUAAGCUUCACACCGAGUCCUAGGACCACAUGUGCACCAGGAACCGCAGGUACACCAUUAGCAAGUUUGGCCGCGACGAAUGUCUCAAGCGCUAGUUUAUAUCCCGUAACAUACGCCAGUGACACACCAAGCGCGAAUCCAUCGGCGACAGUCACCAACGACCUAUGGGGAUGGGGCGUUGCUCCUAGUUAUGGUGCAUCAGGCACGCCGGUGUGCUUAUGGGUUAACACGGUAGAGAGCGAUGUCAGCGUAGCAGAAGUCACGGUACCGGCUACAUAUGUCGCUCCUACUGCUUCGGCCACGGAUACCGGUUCAGGAUCUACGGCCUCGCCUACUUCAAGUGCUGCUGUGCCAAUUACGAGGGCGGAAUUGACGACUCGUUUAUGUGUUACGUUAGGGUUGAUGGCCUUAGGUGUACUUUUCGCUUAAGAAUCGACUUUUGCGACUUUGUUUAUUUGUAUAUACGUUGAUGAUACGAUUUAUUACGAAAAGCGAGAUACGACGUCUAUUUUGGACAUAUUUUAACGGUUGGUGAUGGUUGGUUAUGUUGGUAUGAAAAUGGUAUAUAUUCUAGGUCAAAUGCGACUGAGUGUUACACGAAAAUGAAUGCAACCCUCGGCUUCCUUCCGAAAAGAUUAGUUAUUGUAAAAUUCGGGGGCUACACAAUACACAGCUAGAGAGA